CUUUUUAUUUUUAUACUAUACUUAUAUGUGAAAUAUAUAUCGUAAUUUAAAUGAAAAGAUUUAUCUUUUUAUAACUUAUAAUUUUAUUUUAUCGUGUAAUCUUUUCAAAUUUCAAAUAUAAUGGAAACUGCAAAAACUAGGUAUUCGAGAACAACAGAAGAAAUACAUAAAAGUUUAGAAUUAGCUGUUAUUAAGGAAUCUGAUUUGCAGAAUGUAACGCAAAUUUUAUAUUCUGCACAAGAACAUGAUAUAGAAAAACAUAUAAAAUUAUUAGAACUUGAUGAACAUUUAAUAGAGGCAAUAAAAAAAGGAGACAGUUUAACAUUUCAGGGUAAUAAAAAAGAUUUUGCAGUAUUAUGUACACAAAAUCGAACAUAUGAUAUUAGAGAAGCAGGAACAUCUAAUUCUUGUUUAUUAGUACCAAAAUUAAAUUUAUUUGAACAAACAAAAGUAAAUACAGACCGAAUAAUAAAAUAUUAUAAUGUUUGUGGAAUUUUUCAUACAUAUUAUGAGACAAAAGAAUGUAAACCUAAAUGGGAAAAAUUACUUAAUAUACUUGAACCCACAUCUUUUAAAGGAAUGGAAUAUGAAUCAUCAAUAAGUCAAGAACUUUUAUAUAAUUGGCAUAGAUUACAAAAUGAAAUACAAGCCAGUGAAGAUGAACUAAUUCAAGCCUUAAAUGAUUAUUUAAUAGUUAAUAUUGAUGGUUACUUUCGUCUAAUAUCAUUUGAAUUUGAAGUUCGAAGUUUAACACUUAUGUUAGAUAUUUUGGAAGAAAAUAGUUGGGCAUUAAAUGAAGUAGAUAAAGAAUUUACAUAUGAAUCUUUGAAAGAAUUUAUUUUUAAAUCAGUUUUUGAUGCUGUAUUUGCAAGAUAUACACAAGUAAGUGAGAAGUCGAAAAAAGAUGGAACAUCAUUAUAUAGGUACAAUGAAGAAAAAUGUUGUAAGACUUUGGCAAAAGUACUCCUUGCUGUUUCUCCAACAACUGAAUAUAAACAAUUUAUGAAAUCAUGGCAUAUUGGCACACCAGAAAAAAUAGAACCAAAAGAAGAAUAUUUAAAAGGAAUUGCUCUUAUCAAAUGGAAUAACUCAACAAUGACAAGAGAAGUUGUAUCAUUCCCAGAAACUAAUUUGCCAAUAGAUAUUAAUGAAAGAUUUAAUGAACUUUUUAAAGCAAAAAAUAAAUGGACAGUUCAGGAAAUAACACCUUAUAUAAUAUAAAGGAUGCGAUUUUCAUUCCUAGGAGGCGUUGCCAAACCUGAUCUUGUUGUGCCUCCUCUGUCAUCGAACUGCUUGAUGACAUUGUGCUAUCACUGACUGCGGAAGAUAUCAGUGAUCCAGAGAGUGUGCCAUCUGUCGAACUUGUUAGUUGUUCAUCUUGUUUUUGAUUUACGAAUGUAGUGAUCUUUGCAACACCAGUUGCUAUUUGAGGUGUAGUAGAUCUUAUCAUCCCUGAUUGUACUAUUGGCUGUACUAAAUACUGCGUUGCGUUUGUUGCAGCAGUAAUUGGCAGAUUCGCUACGUUGCAUUGUGCUUGACUAUGUUGCGUGGCAGUAAUGGGAGUUGAUUGUUGACCGAUUACAAUAUUAGAUGUGCUCGGAUGAAGGUGUUGCUGGCUAGUUGGUUGGACCGUACCACCCGAUGUGGCGAAAUGCACUUGAAUGGGAUGACUCUGUGCUAUUUCAAAAGACAAUUGCUGCUGAUUCAUGUUCAUCGCUUGGGAACUCGGCACAUGGCUCGCAAUUCCAGUUUGAAUUUGUUGCACAUACAUAGGACCUUGAACCUUCUGAGCUUGCACGACCGUAACAGAAGUCGCUUGCGCCGUGUAAAUUGGAUUAGCGCCGAUUGCUUGAUUUUGUUGAUUCGUAUGUUGCGACGGUAUGUAAGAAACAGAUUGAUGAAUUGGAUUUUGUUUUUGAUUGUUUUGCGCAUUCUGCGAUUGAGGCAUAUACAUCGGUUGUGAUGUCGCUGUACUUAUAUUCGAAUAAAUUUGCUGAUGUUGAUAA
This is a messenger RNA of Apis cerana (Asiatic honeybee), 2006 nucleotides long. RefSeq names its product sister chromatid cohesion protein DCC1. Gene Ontology annotation, cellular component: chromosome, centromeric region; Ctf18 RFC-like complex; chromatin. The record is from RefSeq and is a predicted model, not a curated record. Lineage: Eukaryota; Metazoa; Arthropoda; Insecta; Hymenoptera; Apidae. Gene Ontology annotation, biological process: maintenance of mitotic sister chromatid cohesion; mitotic sister chromatid cohesion.